ACCCGCCGCCUUCCCAGCGGCCCCGGGCGGCCCGGGCAUGCCCAGUGCGGGCGGUGCGGCCCCGGCCCUGGCAGCGCCGGGCGCGAGGGGCGCGCAGGAGGCGAGCGGGCCCGCGGGGGUCUCGGGCCGGGCCGGAGCCGAGCGGCCGGGUCCCUCAUGAUGCAAGGUUUCAGGACGCCAGUGUCUCCACUGUGUGGCUGGUAGCUCGGACGGUGAAGAGAUGGCGGACAGUGUCAAGACCUUUCUCCAGGACCUCGCCAGGGGGAUCAAAGACUCCAUCUGGGGAAUAUGCACCAUCUCCAAUCUGGAUGCUCGGAUUCAGCAGAAGAGAGAGGAGCAGCGUCGGCGGAGGGCGAGCAGUGCCCUGGCACAGAGGAGAGCACAAAGCACAGAGAGGAAGCAGGAGAGCGAGCCACGAAUCGUCAGCAGAAUUUUCCAGUGCUGCGCUUGGAACGGUGGCGUGUUCUGGUUCAGUCUCCUCCUGUUCUACCGCGUCUUCAUUCCUGUGCUUCAGUCCGUAACAGCGCAAAUUAUCGGUGACCCAUCGCUCCAUGGAGACGUUUGGUCAUGGCUGGAAUUCUUCCUCACGUCAAUUUUCAGCGCUCUCUGGGUGCUCCCGCUGUUUGUGCUCAGCAAAGUCGUGAAUGCGAUUUGGUUCCAAGACAUCGCCGAUCUGGCGUUUGAGGUGUCAGGGAGGAAGCCGCACCCCUUCCCAAGCGUCAGCAAGAUCAUCGCCGACAUGCUCUUCAACCUGCUGCUGCAGGCGCUCUUCCUCCUGCAGGGCAUGUUUGUGAGUCUCUUUCCCAUCCAUCUGGUCGGUCAGCUGGUUAGUCUCCUGCACAUGUCCCUUCUCUACUCCUUGUACUGCUUCGAAUAUCGGUGGUUCAAUAAAGGAAUCGAGAUGCACCAGCGGCUGUCGAACAUAGAAAGGAAUUGGCCAUACUACUUUGGAUUUGGCUUGCCGUUGGCCUUCCUGACGGCAAUGCAGUCCUCAUACAUCAUCAGCGGCUGCCUUUUCUCCAUCCUCUUUCCUUUAUUCAUCAUCAGCGCCAACGAAGCAAAGACCCCUGGCAAAGCAUACCUUUUCCAGUUGCGCCUCUUCUCCUUGGUGGUCUUCCUAAGCAACAGACUCUUCCACAAGACGGUCUACCUGCAGUCCGCACUGAGCAGCUCUGCCUCCGCCGACAAGCUUCCCUCACCACACCCAUCUCCCGCCAAACCGAAGCCUGCCUCGGGCCACUGAGUCACCAGCCAGCCUCCCCCCCUCGGCCCCCUCCAAACCAGGGAAGGCAGGACCCACUCUGCCAAGGGCCCUGUGCGUUUUCCCGUCUCGGAGGAAUCGGAAGUUUCGUUUCUGGUGCAUGUAAGGCAGAAUCUUCCUGACUCCUGUAUGCAGAUUUUAAUUUUUUUUUUUUUAAACUCGGAUGAGUCUGCAAGGACCACAGGUCCGUCCUCAGCUCUUUUCUAGCAUCUGCCAGCCCCCGUCCCUGCCCUGUGUCUGGACUUAUUUGAAUACUUUUUCUCCCUGUGCCAUUUAUCUACUCCCCACCCCCCCCACCUUCCUGCCUCUCUCCACCCUCGGAUGAAUGGAUUUUGUAAUUCUAGCUGUCGUAUUUCGUGCCGUCGUCACUUCUGUUGUUCUCCUGUGAAGCACAUAUAUUGGAUGUGGGAGGGAGAGGGAGCGUCGCCGCUGCUCCCGGCCCUCCCGUUCUAGCCAUCACUGUCUUGUUUCUUGUAACUCAGGUUAGAUUUUUGGUCUCCCUUGGUCCACUGCAAAAAAGAAAAAAAAAAGUCUGUAAAGAGGGGACAGGAGGAAAGACCCCACAGCCAGAUCUGCCGGGGUCUAAAGAGUGAGUUUUCUUUCUUCCCCUUGAAGGGGAAUCAAGGUGUUUUCACUGGAACAUUUUUAAAGUUCCCCACCUGUAGGGAGGCACCAACAUUGGGUGAGAGCCGAGGCGGCAGACCUCGGCACCCGAACCUUUAAACUCUGGGGCCUGGACUUGCUGCUGGCCGCUGCUGCUCUGCCCACUGUUUCAGAGGAAAUACCGGGUGCUGCGAAUAGGAACUGGGGGGUUGAACUGAAUAAGUCCAUUAAACCUGUGGUUGGUGUUUUCCUGUUAUUUUAAGAGACUUAAGUAGGGGGGUGGGGGGAUGGGUCA
Sorex araneus (European shrew) is the source of this 2159-nucleotide messenger RNA. It is a transcript of the gene EI24, whose product is annotated as EI24 autophagy associated transmembrane protein. Gene Ontology annotation, cellular component: endoplasmic reticulum. Gene Ontology annotation, biological process: macroautophagy. The transcript is spliced from 11 exons. Bases 221 to 1243 code for a protein of 340 amino acids. The record is from RefSeq and is a predicted model, not a curated record. NCBI's taxonomy places the organism in Eukaryota, Metazoa, Chordata, Mammalia, Eulipotyphla, Soricidae.